AUGGUUACAACACGAAUUGAACAAGUGGCUAAGCAUCUUCAACACCAUAGUGAUCCUUAUUCUCUUAGCUUUCUAACGUCCAAAAAGAGUUGGAAAUUAUUGGAGAAGAAGGUAUUUCGAGGAGAGAGUUGUCCCCCGGAUCUACUGGAAGCAGGGUUACAAGUUGCCCAACAUUGCAAGGGAUUGCCUAUUGUGGUUGUCCUGAUUGCGGGAAUUAUUGCAAAAAUGGGAAGGGAGGCGUCCUUGUGGCUUGAGGUUGCAAAUGACUUAAGUUCUCCUGCUUUCGAAGAGCAGAGUAUUAAGGUAAUACAAUCAAGUUAUGACCAGUUAGAAGACCACUUAAAACCUUGCCUUCUUUACAUGGGAUUGUUUCCAGAAGACCAUAGGAUUCCAGUGGACGAUCUGCUGAAAUUGUGGAUGGCUGAAGAGUUUGUAUUGAAUGCCGGAACAGAGAACAUGGAGGAAGCAUGUCGAGUUUGCUUGAGUGAUUUGCAUAACAGAAGCCUAGUAAUGGUCUCCCGAAUGAGAAUUAAUCGUGAUGUAGAAUACUGCUCACCUCAUGAUGUAGUGCGUGAGUUCUGCUUGAGAAAACUCACAGAAGACAAGUAUAUGCAGCUCGCAGUGCCAUACAAUCCAUAUCAACAUUUGCAUUCCAUGGAAUCACGGUUAUGCAUUUAUAUUCAUGAUGAUCUUGUUAAACAAUUAGAUCAUUCUGAAUACCAGCUGGAUAGGAUUCCAAUGCUCGAUUUCAAGGAAACAAAUUCUUUGGAGUUCAUUGCUCAUCCAAAACUCAAUAUAUGGAACAACCUAUAUUCAAAUCCUUUAGAUUUAGUUGUUAAAUUAAGAUAUGUUCGGGCAUUGCAUUUGAUGGAUGUGGAAUUGCCAAAUUCAUGGCCUACUGCAAUGCAAUCGCUAUCUCAGUUGAGGUACCUUGCACUUUAUGUCAAACAAUUUGAUUUAAAGUGGAUAUCACACCUACACGAUCUCCAAACUCUACGGGUCCGGUCCAAUAUUUUUGAGGAUUUACACCUAAGGGCUGCUACUUUAUACGAAAUGAGGAAGUUACGGCAUGUGAAAAUAAGCCAUUUUUCCUUGGUAUGGGAAGACAAUGACGAAGGAAGUUUUGAAGAAUGUUCAACAACUAUGCUAGAGAACAUGAAGACUUUUCACACUUGCCAUAUAUUGUUGGAUAAUAGGAAUCCAAGGUUCUGGUGGAGGUUUCCAAAUCUUGAGGAGCUCAGCUUCUGCAUUAACGGUUUACCUAGUUGUUCCUUGUUUCCCUUUCUGCAAGUUCAUACUCACCUUCGUUCUCUUUUUGUGCAGUUACCUGACUAUAUUUUCUGGGAUACAUAUGGAUGGGAGAGGUAUUUUGUGUUCCCUCCAAAUCUUAGGCAUCUGUGCCUUGCUGGCUGUUUCUUGACAGAAGAAAUGAUUUUAAACAUUGCAAGAUUGAAGAAGCUUGAAACUCUCAGAUUAGAGAUGGGAUUUCGUUGGACGAGACGUGGAGGCUAUUGCUGGGACAUCACAAAUGUUGAGUUUCCUGCACUUAAAUACUUGACAUUAUUCAGUAUGCAGAUAGAUGAAUGGAAAGCCUCAGAUGAUUCCUUUCCUGUGCUUGAGGAGCUAUCUAUAGAAUCUGCUCACUACUUCAAGGAGAUCCCCCCUAGCUUUGCAACUCUAAGACUUAUUCAACUGACUAACUGCAUCGACUCUCUAGGGGUUUAA
Molecule: messenger RNA, 1725 nt
Organism: Solanum tuberosum (potato)
Lineage: Eukaryota; Viridiplantae; Streptophyta; Magnoliopsida; Solanales; Solanaceae
Product: putative late blight resistance protein homolog R1B-12
Exons: 1
Coding region: 1-1725 (574 amino acids)
Molecular function (GO): ADP binding
Source: RefSeq, a predicted model, not a curated record